Messenger RNA from Mya arenaria, 4449 nucleotides. RefSeq lists its product as uncharacterized. NCBI's taxonomy places the organism in Eukaryota, Metazoa, Mollusca, Bivalvia, Myida, Myidae. Gene Ontology annotation, molecular function: protein binding. The transcript is spliced from 11 exons. The coding region runs from base 15 to 2165 and encodes 716 amino acids. The record is from RefSeq and is a predicted model, not a curated record.
CGAACGGAACAAACAUGCCAAAAUUGCUUUCCUGCGAUGUAACUUUGAAGGAUGACAGACGAACCGAUUUGAAGAACCUCUUCUACAUGAAUGCGCCGUGUGCUACAACCAAUGCGCCAAUAUGGAGUAAUCAGGAAAACUUCAAUUAUUUCAAUUUCAAACUUCAAGCCAUAUUUGAACCGACGGAAACGACCUUCCCCUUGGAAAAUUAUGUUUCCAAAUCAGGUUUUGGAAUCGUUGAUAGCAACGCCCAUAUCAUUCAUAGUAAAGAAAACAAGGACCAAAGUGGCAUCUCAUUCCUCGCUUACGAUCACACAUUCACAUGCAGUCAAGUCUCAAACAUAAACCCAUUGUUUGAUUUGAACUUCACCCUUACACAAAGAGACUACAUAUUCAGUAUUGAACAUGGAGACAACUUUACAGUGACUUUUAACGUGAAAAGUGGUGGGUUCCGGUACUUGCACAACAUCAACACAAAUAGAUUUUACAGAACCGAUGUAUAUAAUGGCCAUACAGUGUCGGAAACGGUGGAGUUUAAAUUUGACUUUGUAGCUCCAAAGCAUUGUUCCGAACAAGACUCUGGAAGAACGUGUAUACCCGGAGAAGAACCAAUCACAGUCGAUGAAGAUUUUACUAAGAAUCCCAUUACUCCUAAAUGGUCUGGAUGGUUCGACGAUCUUUCUGGACUUUUUGAAUACAGACUUGAGGCAUAUCUCCUUGAGCCAAACAUUCAUGAUGAGCUCAUUGAACUAAAUCCACUGUCUCCAGUUUUCACCUACACUGAAAAUAAUACCAACAACGUCGAAUUUCCGACAUUUACUCCUCCGAGGUCGGGGAUGUUUUCCGUGUUACUGACAGCCACCGAUACGUCUAACAAUUCAAAGACUUCAAGGCGCCUGGUCUUGUUUGACGACUCGUCUGAAAUAACAAUUACGAAACCUGGUCUUCUUACGAAAUUGCCAGACGCUGAAGAUGUUGAACAGAUAGUUGUUGGAGACGGAGGCUUAUAUAUUGUCAGUGCUGUUAAGGAAACUGGUUUUAUGUGGCAAACAUCUGAAACGGAUUCAAAAUCACGGAUUGAAAUCAACUGGGAAAAUCACUUUAUAAAUAAAUUACACAACGAUGGAAAAUUGCUAAAUAAAGUACUACCUUUCCCGACACAAUUCCAAGACUUUGAAGAUGAUGGAGUUCUGAGAAGCACAAAAUACGUUGCUAUCGAUGACAACGAGGGCGAUAGAACAUUAAAGGCGAUACCUAAUAAACAUGGACUGGUCAAAUUUGAACUAAAUCGUGUCUUUACAAACGACAGACAGAUUCCAGUAUCGAAAUGGGAGCAAAUACCAUUGGAGGAGAGUUAUGUUUUCUGGGAGCAACUCGACGAUGGGAAUCACGUUAGGGUUUGGCUGCGUGCGACUGACGUCAUGAACAAUACGGCUGUUGAUUACACUGAAGUUCAUUUUGACAACACACCACCGAGAAUCUCAGAUGAGCUUUUAGAGGAAAACGUUCAAAUGGGGACAUAUACGUUUACAUCGAGAGUAACAUUUCAAGCAUCUGACGACGCAAGUGGUGUUCAUAAGUUGCAAAUGACUCUUUAUGUCGGAAACAGUUCUACACCGAAGAAAAUACACUCUGUCUCAGCGAAUAGAAACGACACUGCAGGAAUCUGUGACAAAGACCCAUCGUGCAACUGUGUUCUGGAGGUGUGUUACCGCAUUCAACAAACGAUUGACCUUGACAACUGCUGGUUUCUCGUCCCAAAGGAAGACCUCAACAAAUCGGGCACAUUACAAGUUACCACGUACAACCAGGCUUUGCUUUCAAGAACAUUCAACUUGACGAUUACAAACUUGAAUAGAUUAUAUGGACUUGAAUAUUUCGAACCGACGAACAUACGGAUUGAAGAGAGAUUGUCGAGUGGUGUCCGUCUCACUUGGGAUAUUCCUGAAACACCUUCUUGCUACUGGAGGGUGGACAUAACGUUAGUGGUCUUCCUUGGCAACGGACAAACAAGAGAGAUACAAGUUAACAGCGAGCAGACUUCAGUUGACAUUGUCGGCUUGGAUCCAGACAAAGAGUAUAGCGUGUCUCUGAAUGUUGGACUCGAGGGGACCGAACUGGCUUCUCUACCAUACAUUUUUCAAACUGGUAAUAAUGCAAGGUAGACGUUAACAUGUCAGCAUACGACACUUUUUAAAUCAUAAAAAACAUAGUUAUGCUUGUAUGGUCAUCGAUGAAAUUGAGUACUGUCUAAUUAAAUAUUAGGAAUCUAGACAGCAACCUGAAUGAUAGGCAAUUUGUUUUUUCGUCAGUCGCUUAAUAUAUUUCUUCAAAGAUGGAAGUUUUAAACAACGUUAAAUGUUAGGUCUGUUUUUCUGCAGAUAAAUUUAUAUCGCCGAAAAAAUGAAAGUUAAUAAAAUGGAUAUACGACUCGGACAAUAUACACCUUCUGGGGCAAAAUGCCUGAACUUAUAAUGUCAUAUGACCACCAAUGUUGUGUUAUAUAAAUUUUAUUAAUUAUAAUGUUUCCAUAGUUAAGUAAUAUCAUUUAUGACGUUGUCAAGCAAUAACAAAAAGUAACAGUUGACAAUACAACUGUUGAACAUUUUGUAUAUAUCUGACAGUAUUUUGGAGACAUUGAAAUUAUAAAAGACAUGUUAUACUUAGUAUACUAUAUACUAUCAUAGUAUUGUUGAUAGCUAAUAAUAUUGCUUAUACCGAUUUUAUGGUGAUGUUUUAAUGAAAAUUCAUAAAUUGAAAUGUUUUCAGCAUCUAGACACCCAAUGAAUUGCUUUGAUUUUAUUUAAACCGUGGAUAUAACGGCAAUACAUUGAUGAGUACUUGCCUUCUUGUUUAUGAUGAUAAAUUCCUCUCGCAAAAUAUAAGGUGGAAUAUAGCGUCCUUACAUAACUAAAUUUUCAGUGCUUUGAUUUUAUGGAAAUUUUGCAGAUUCGUGUUAUCUUUAAAACUGUUUUUGACUUGCUAGGAAUGUUCAAGCGUGUGACGUCUUUUUCUUUUAAAAUUUUACUAAUCAUUUGAUAGAAAAGGUAAGCAAAUACAUGUCGUGUUUUUUAUAUUUAAUUAUGUUUUCUUUGUUUGUUCUCAGUUUUAGUAUGAUGAUGCUUUUUAUUUUGAAACUCUAUGAUCACACAGUUUUAAAUUUUUUAUUUAUUAAGGCAGACUGUGCGUGAUGUUCAUAGUUUCAAACAAUAACUGCAUCGUAUCUUUGAAAAGUUUUUGCAUAAGUAACUCUGAAUUGUAUUCCUUUGUUUGCAGAUAGAGUUGGGAUCCCUAAUCAUUGACGUAAUUGGGGUUCAACUAUAAGUUUAUCAUAAUUUGCUUUAUUAUUAAGUUUCCUCAAGUUAAUGCAUACUUUGAUAAGAAUUACAUUUAGGUUUGUACUUUAUUCAGGAUUGUUGGAAUAAGGGUGAGGUUGUGUACGCAAACUGGUUUAUCUCACCAGUAAAGUUACAUUUUACUGACCGUUGAAAGGCGGUACCUAACAUUCCUUGAUAAACACACCUACUUUUGUUAUAUAGUAUAUAUGCACUGUGUUCUUUGUGAAUUUUGUUUGCUGUUGUUCCAUUUUUCAUGAUGAGAAUUAAAUAUUGACCAUUCAAUUGUAUAAAAUAUUGUUUAUAUCAAACUCAUCGGGUGGUAGACAUUAUAAUUAUAGUAGACAUGUACUUUUUCGUAUAUCAUAUAUUAUCAAUAUUGUCAUACAACUGUUGAAACUCUUGUAUAUCUGACAGUAAUUAUUAUACAUCGGGUGGUAGACAUUACAAUUAAUAACAUAUCUGUCCUACUUUGUAUAUCUUAUAUUGUCAUUGUUUAAUAUUUAAGUAAUACUACUAAUGAAGUUGCGAAACAAUAACAGUACGUAAUAUUUAACCAUACAAAUAUAUUUUACAUUGUUUAUAUCACUUUGUCUUCUUACAUACAUCGGGUGGUAUAAAUUGAAAUUAUAGUUGAUAUGUAAUACUUUGUAUAUCAUAUACUAUCUUGGUUUCAUGUUAAAUUAAUAUCAUUGAUGGAGUUAUCAAACAAUUUUAGAAAGCAAUGCUUGACCAUAUAACUGUUCAAAGGAUUGUAUAAUUCUGAAAUGAUGUUUAAAUAGAUCGGGUGGUAAAUAUUAAUUGUACUAGACUUAUCCUACUUUGUAUAUCAAAUUUCUAUCAUUGUUUCAAAACAAUAACAGAAGGUAAUAUUUGAACAGACAAAUAUUGAAAAGAUAGUAUACAUGUAUUUCUGACAUCUGAGUAUUUCCGAACUGAAUUCAACCUACUUAAUGUACAUGCAAACACCAUAUGUACUGUAACAGUACAUUCUAAUUAAACAACAAUUUUAUUCAAAGUAUACAUGAGUGUUUAUGUUGUUAUACAUGUUAAUGCAUUUAAUUGUUUAGUAUUUUAAAAAUAAAUUAAACUGCUGAAAGGUUGAUCAUUAAAA